CUUUGCCUUUUUCUGCGCAUCAGCGAAGGCGAUGAGGAAUUUAUAUUCUCCGCUGUGUCAACAGGUCACAAAGGGGGCACUUUUAUGUGCGCUCGCGCGAGCGACUGUGCGGCGCGCGUCUGUUUCCAGUAGGGGACGGCCUCCCGUGAGUCUACUGGCUGGCCGCCCGUCCAACUGAAUGCAGCUGGAGAUUAGUCCGUGUUUCUGCCCGUCGUGAAGCUCGCAAGCCUUUACAAAUGGUGCUUGUUGCGACAUCGCCUUUUUCAACUGCCUGGGGAGAACAUCGCACGGGCGUCUGCAAAUUUGCUUUUUUCCAAGGGGUGAAAAUAUCGGAUGGUGUGCUGUAGAGAGGGGAGCGUGCUGGGAGCGGGUAUCCUCGCGUGUCUGGGAGUCGACGUAAGAGACGUGUGGGCGUCGGUGGAUAGGGGUGUCUGUUUUGAUAACCAACACACCAAGACACCGCCAGUGUGAAGAAAGCUGCCUUCCCGCGCGUGCGAGGGGUGGCACAGUACCUCACCUCGUCUCGAGAAAUCUAGACACCGAUUCGAACGGGGGGGGGACGAAGGGAGGACUGCAUUUUUUUAUGUCUGCCUUCUUUGCUCGUCCGAUUAGUUGUCCCUGGUUAGACGUCUGCUUUUUCAGCGUGCUGUCUCCUGCGCGUUUCCUUAAACGCUUCCUCGAAUGCUGCGAUCUCUUGGAGAGACUAGUGCGUAGUCAAGCGGAAAAGCGGAGCCGUAACAUCGUGUCUGCGCCGCUAGUCCCGUACUCAUCCCGUAGGUUCCGAUGCUCCAUCCGGCUUCUGCAAGAACACUCGGGGAUAUAUGAGUUCCUUCGAGUGUCGAGUGCGAUUGGCAAAGAAAUUCGCUGUUUUCAUUUACCAUGAUAUCGAAGAAAGUUUUCGUCUUGCACUGAAUUUUGUUCCAAGGUGCCUUCCUUGCAACUGCUUGCCAACGAGACACACACUUGGCAGCUGCUUACGGAAAGCGCCCGCUUUGUGACGUGCCCAUCUGCGCGGAUAUAUGGCGAUGAAUGCCACUGUGAAUUUCUGCAGUCAAGGCGUGAGAGCUUCAGAUGUCGACGAUCGAACAAGCGGGUCAAACUGGGAGGGCUGCACAACACGCGUGAGAUGGUAAUAUAAAUGGAGAGUCUAAAGAACUUUUGAUUUCCGCUCUUAUCAAAGCAACGCAGUGCCGACACACCACCAUACCAAACUCCAAGUGCGGACAGAGGGGGCAGAAAGAACACCAUUCGAAGUGGCUCUCGGCGACGACAGUUGUUUCGUUAUUCUGCCUCGAAAGAACCGUCCGUAUCCAAAUUCCGAUCGUACUUCGCGUACUAUCCAAUGCUGCAGUAACACGUCGGCUCAACAGGAUUUCUGGUUGUCGUCGUGGGGUUUUAUAUGAGCUCAUCGACUCUGAACACACAGCAAGAACGUCGUUUAUGAUCGCGCGAAGAUAUGCCGUUUCUCAUGGAGAUGUCCUGAAGUCUAGUUUUUUGGUGUAGACAUCGGAGACCCACCGCCCUAGAAGCCGAAGUGCGUGGAACAAAGGUAAUUUCGUCUACUUAUUCCAGGCAAUAAAUCGUGUCCAACGGUCUGGUGGGGGGACCCCGGGGACUUUGAAUACCGCUUGCAUUCUGUGUCGCUGAAGGGCUGCUCAAUUCCGCGGCCAGGAAUCUACGCCGCGCAGAAUAUCUGUAGGUGUAGGCGACUUGAUGCUAGAGCCCCCAUCAAUUUGUGGCGGGCUCGUUCCGUGUCCAGUGGCCGUGAUUCUGUUUGUUCGGCUGCACGGCCAGCUCGCUAGACACGUGGAAAACCUGUUCAUUGUGAGGAGCUGUGCGAAACCAUAUUCUUCAGGGCGCACUAAGGAAUUUCAGUGGAAGUUUCAUAAACAGAAUUCAAGACCGGGACUGCAAAGGCCUGCCGAGCCUCCUUCGCAAGUCAACGACGGUUUUUCUGUUGCAUGCGCGAAGCGACGGGGAUUUUUACCCAUUGAAGUCUGAGCGCCUUGUUGUGGAAGUGCGUACCGAGGGGAGUUGUCGGGUGCGAUCGCCGGUUUUGUCCCCUAAUCGACAUCAAGGUACCACUCGUCAGACUUCAGAGUGACGGAGUGUCACACACCAACAAGCGUGUCAAAGCAGUUUGUGGAAGUUUCGUCAGUGACGGAUUGCGUUCAUACCAUGGCAAACACAGCAGCGUUUGCGGGGGACGGCGGGAAGACGCAGGAGAGCGUUCUGUCUGCGUCUGUUAAGGCGACUGCUCUACUAGAUCAGCUGCUUCAAGGACUGGGCGAAGAAGAGAAACGCGUUGCAAGGGUUGUCCUACGGCACUGGUUGUCGACUCUCUCAGAUGCGAAUUCUCAGGUACACGCGCGGCGAUCGGCAGAGCGAAUGGGCGACGCUUCGCCGUGUGAGGAGAAAUCCGAAAAUGGUGAAUCCGUGCUUCCUUCUGUUGCGAUGGAGGCUAGAGCGGAUGAACUUGCUGAAGCUUGUGCGGAGAAGGAUUUGCUUCUCUCUGCAGCAGCAGCCCUGCGGCAUCACCUAUGUCGUAGCUAUUCUCGGCACCUGCAGCCACAGACACCGAGUCAGGCAAACGGGCCGUGCUGUUCCUCUUGUUUUGCGCCCACUUGCCGACGAGUUACUCGCCUAGCGCCAGAGAAGAGGGCAGGCCUGCCAAUGCUGUGCGACUGUGCGUGUCCUGCGGCGGUGGAGAGGGCACUAUGCGGAAUCAGUUCGGCAACAGCCGCCGCAUGGACCGGUGUAUCUGCGGACGCACCGUUACAAACCGUUACGUGUGUGUCGACCGCCGCCGGGGCCGCUGCCACCGCAGCUGCAGCCGCUGUUGGGGUAUCAUCAGAUUCCCUCCAUGCAGCCUGCACUGUAGCUUCGAACCUUGUCUGCGCGGCUCUUCGGGCGCAGCUGAGGGCGGCUUCGCAGAAUGAGGCCGAACAAGCAAACGAAAAGGUUCUAUCCAGAGUCAUCUAUAGUUUGUACUGCGGAAAGUCCACUUCCUCGAUGAGGCGACCCGAACAGCUCGACGCAGUGGCUGCCGGUCAUGCUGUGGUGUUGCCAGCAAAGGUGAACGACGAAGCCACACUCUGUUGCAGCACCGGCAGUGAAGCCGAGAGGUUUCCGGAGUUCGUUCCGAAUUCGGGGAAGCAGGGGUGUCACCCGCUGGUAGAACUCGAUAGCUCGAGCCCGUUACCCCUUCUUCCAACGACGUUCAGUGCUCUAAUAAGCCAUGCUGAACAAACUCGAGACAAGGACUUGCUUCUUCUGCUUCUCGCAAUUUCACAGGACUCGUCUCAGGUCUCGCGAUCUGCUGAUUCGAGUCCCCGGCGUGAUUCCGGCAGCCUGGCGCUGCGCAGUGCUGGAGACCGAGUGCUCGACUCGGUGAAUUCGGCUAGAAACCACGUCGAGAAGGAGAAAGUCCGACCAUUCUUGACUCUCUCUGAUACCUCCGCACUCGUUCUCCGCGGUGUGGGCACGGCGAGUGCCAGCUGGCGCAGAUUCUGCGUGAGGACCGGGGGGACCGAGAGUGACUCGAGCGCGGGUAGAACUGGUGCUAGAACCAGUGUCGCGACAGAGGACAAUGCUGGUUUGUUGCAACAGUGUCACACAGAUGGGGACUCUGAUCGAAAUGGCGUGCAAAUGGAGGCUUCUCAGGAGUCCGUUCCUACGUUCAAAAUGGGGAUCUUCGCACCGGCGGACCACAGCAAAGGUCUGAGUGAUGAGGGGAGCGUAGCAGCCACGCGCACGAGCACAAUGAAUGACAGUGGCAAUGUGCCAGUAGCUGUCUCUGCUGCGCUGUCGUCGGCCUUGAUGGGAGACGACUGCUGGGAAGAGAACGUGGCUGCUGCUGCCUUCCCGUUGGAGGAAGGGGGAGAAGGACCGCGAGACAAGGUGGUGGUCCCUCGUCUGUCCAGUCCAUGUAGCGAGUCCCGAAAUACACCGCCGCGCGUGCCUGGACCUUCCGACGUUCCGGCGGCAAGCGUCGAGCAGUUCCUUUUGUCUCUUACAAGCGAUGCCAUGUCCACGACGUCUUGUUCUUCCGAACUGUCGUCGGCGGCUACGUCUUCUUUUACAUGCGUCUGCGGGCGCGCCUCUUGUCAGCUGUGCUACUGUCCGAACGACGAGCAUGUGCGCCCAGAGGCAGCUGCAACCGAGGCCGCCGCGAUUAUGAGGGGCUUCCAGCGACUAGGAGCAGACGCCACACGCGACCCGAACGAAGCGCUCUUCGAACUGCUUCGAAAGACGCCUUGCAUGCCGCCACCCGGGCUCACUAGGGGGAGUGGAGUUAGAAUGCGUAUGGGGAAAGGCGGAGGCGCAGGGAGCAACAACAGAACAAGCGAAGUUCAGAGCAAUUUGGAGGCUUUGCAACAAACAGAUGGGAGUCUUGCGACUGUCCACGACGGAGAGAAGAGUCCAACGGAGAACGAUGAAGGGGAGAGGAAGCUCGAAGCUAGUGAGGAGGGAAUGCUGGCAGCAACAGCUCUGCUGAAUUCUCUAUCCAUCCAGUGCGGAAGGGGGGAUGGCCCGACCUCUCAGGCUGACGACCACCAAGACAUUGACACGGAACUCGCUCAGCGUUUCUUGCAUCUCGUGCAGGCUUGCAGCGGUCAACGGAAGCCGACAGGUGUGAACAGUGAGAAGAGCGUGCUCGUUCUCCGAAAGGGUCAUGAUUUCGAGGGAGCGAAGCAGGUGGCUAGCGACACGAACUUGUACCUGAGAGGCGGACAGGGAGGUGCAGCCGAUCACACAGCGUCGACGACUGACUGUCUGUCGGUUGACACCAAAAACAGUGCCGAUUCAGUUGCAGAAACGGCUUGCCGUAAGGCAUCGAAACCCAUUCAUUCCGCAUCGGGAGGUUCCGCUCGGCCGAGUACAGCUGCUGGGAAGAUGAGUAGGUCCCUUGGAGUGGGAUCGCAUGUAGUCAGUGCUUCCACAAGCAGCUACUCGCUCCCUCAAACACUCGUUACGAAUAAUGCUGGCGGCCGUGCUGAUAGUGUGGAAGGCGCCACAGACAAUGUUGGAAACGGACAAGAGGCGGAGUCGGGUGGUCAAUCGGGAACAGGAGGACAGUGGACUGACGAGCGGAGCGGAGACGACGUUUAUCGGUACGGUGUCCGUCUAAGGCACUUGGGCCGAACAGGCAAAGUAAAGGCGUGCUGGACCGUAUGGAGCAAACUCAAGAACAGUCGAGGCUUGCAGCCAAACGCAGUGGCGUAUGGGUGUAUGUACGAUGCGCUUGUGAGCAACGGCCGCGUUGUUGAGGCAUUGGAGCUCUUCGAGGAAAUGAAGCGAGAAGGCCAAGUUCCGCCCAAUACAAUCAUGUAUUCUACAAUUAUAAAAGGAUUUGCCCAGAGCAAACAGCUGGAUAGGGCGCUCAAGAUGUACGCGGAGAUGCAACAAAACGGAGUGGCCAUUAACACUGUUACCUUCAAUUCCAUUGUAGAUGCGUGCGCGCGUGUCGGUGCUAUGGACAAGGCAGCGAUGCUUCUCGAAGACAUGCUGUCUCAGGGAAUAAAGCCAGACUUGAUCACCUUCUCGACAAUCAUAAAAGGAUACUGCGUGCAUGGAGAGAUGAACAAAGCUCUGCAUCUUCUGAAGGCCAUGCGGGAGAGGCAUAUCAAACCUGACGGUGUACUGUACAACUCUCUCCUGGAUGGCUGUGUCAAAACUGGAAGGGUGUCGCUGUGCGAGUACCUGUGGGAGGAGAUGCAGAGGGAGGAGAUACCACCGUCGAACUUCACGCUGACCAUUCUCAUUAAGAUGCACGGACGCCUCUACCAGCUGCAGAAAGCGUUUGACCUCGUCAAGGAGUUACCCCGAAAAUAUGGUUUCAGCAUCAACGCGCAUGUCUACACGUGCCUAAUGGCAGCGUGCAUUGUCAACCGGGAGUAUUAUCUUGCACUUGAGGUAUACGACUGCAUGGAGCGGAGCGGAGUUCGUGGUGACCCAAAGACACUCACCACCAUAGUUGGAGGAUGUAUCAAGGGGCGAAUGAUUCGAGAAGCGGUCAACAUCGUCUCAAGGGCUCUUGAUCAAAUGGUUCCAUCAGGGGGGUCGGCACCAAACAUUCAGGGCGGAGACUUAGGCCCCUCGCAGCACACGGGAUUGACUCUGGUGGACGAGAAAACUCUCCGGUUUGUUAUCCAGCAAACCAAGGCACAUGGACUGGCAGAGGAACUUGGACUUCCACUGGUUCAUAAAGCAAUAAGCGUGGGUCUUCUUCGUGGCCGGAAUGCUAUGACAGCCUUGCAUGCGGUGGGAAGCUAUUCAACCCCGGCGCUCCCCGUGGUCCCCCCUCGACCCACAUCGGACGGUCCGAAGCAGCGCAACAGUCAGGGCACCUUCCCACGAGCUUCGUCAAGAUGCGGGAUAAGUAGUGUUUUGAAUGGGGUAGAUGGCCUGCCAGUUAGCUACAGCCAAAGCGACAGACACGACAUCGGCGUGAUGUCGCUUCCUACGGGACGUGCAGGCGCUUGCUCUUCCGUUCAAGGUAUUUCACCAGGUGUCCAUGAAGCGGCUGUCCCGUACGGAGCGUGUUUCGAUGACUUCAACCAGCUUGGUUACCCGGAGCAGCGUCACCAAGGCGAAGUGAAUGAGGAUAGUGCCUUCGCCUCCUGCGCCGCCUAUGCGAUCCCCUCGGCACUACGUCUUGACGCCGACUCAGUCCCGAAGAAACCGAGCGCGAAUCCACAGAGAGAAACUGACACAUACGCACUCUCAAGCAACUGCCCACGGCUGGAACAGUAUUCGGAGGCCUCGUGGCAGUGUGGAGGCAAGUCCCAUCAGGAUGUGGCCGUGUCGGCGUCAAGGCCAAUAGGAGAGGUACCCCGUGUCACAUCCGCUCAAAAUGGUGUUGGAGGCAGUUGUGCUGUGCGAACGACAUCGUCAAGCUGCGUCAACGACCAGUCAGCAUGUCGACAGACCCUGAAUGUGGAGCCAUAUGUCCAAGCCGAUUCAGCGCCUCGAGUCGGUUCGACCCAGGGCACAUCUGGGGAUGGAGUCGAUGGCUCUCUUCUUCCCACGCUUUUGAGUGUCAAUUUGUCAACUGCAGGUGGCCCGCGUGUACGCUCGCAGCAGGUUUCAAGGGAGACUAUUUCUCGUCGCCAUCGGGAGGAGAUACACGACGUCUGCGCAGAAAUCGGCCGUGCUUCUGCCCGCGGUGAGAUGAUGAUCUUGAGAGCGAGGCCACAGUCCCCAGGUGUUUCUGAAAGUUAUGUCGACACUUUGACAUCUAAGUUGGAUAAUCGAGGACUAGACUCUUUCGGACGAGCUGACGGGGCGACUGAAAGGGAUCCCGCGUCCCUUGUGUCAUCCAUGGCUUCCCCCAUGCAUGCUCAACAGUUAAUGGCAUUGCCGCUAGAGAGAGUCCUGGUGGGGACUCCGGAUGGGUUGACGGGCUUUUCACAAGAGGGAAACUUUGAGUUUUACGCCUCGGGCCCCAGAGCCGCCUCUACAGGGAAAGGCAGCAGUCGCUUUCUGCUGCAACAUCGCAGAGGGGUGCGCGGUCAUCAGAUGCCUUGUAACAACUCCGGUCUUUCGGUCUCGUCCAUUUCUGGUGUCUUUGGAGUGGGAGACCCCUUGAGUACCAGUGAGAGCGGUACUGAGGAGUGUAGCUGGAGCAACGGGCACGGGCUGCAGCGUUUUGGGAUUCGAUGUGGACAUGCACGCCAGCCAGCUUUCGGGGAUGGUUGCCGACCACAUGGACGCCUUCACUUCCAGCCUCCGCCGCCUCCUUACUCCUCUUCCGGAGUCUCAUGUGGAGCGCCGGUUCCGGGAGCCACUGAAAAUGGGUACGGGGGCGGUGGCCGAAGACGGCGGCAGGCGCAGGCGCAGAACAUGUGGAGAGCUGAUGCGCGGCACCCUCCAAGGAAAGAGGGCUGCUAGAGGUGUUGUCUUGGUCUCACUGCAUGGUUGUUGGGGUGAACGUAGUGUUGCUGAAUGGUAAUUCACUGUCAGGGGCACUGCUGUGUGAAGACGUUGGCAGGGUGUCAACGGCAAAGAGGCUUUUCGUACGCAAACACUAGAGAAUACAGCCGUCCUAAACCACCUAGAUAGCCAGGCAUUUAUGAACGUGAUGCAUCUGACGACGCGAAAGAGAAUCACUCGCAAAAGAUGAAGUGGUUUUGCCUUGCGAUGCCUUGUAGAAGAUCAAGGCGUACAUCUGGAUGCGCUAGAUGUAUGUGUACGCCUGUUAUUUGUGUACGUAUGCCAACGGCAUCAUGCAACGCCAGCGUCUCUCGUGUUUGCUCGUCGUGGAAGCCAUAUCGUGCUGAGAGCGCGGCAGAGUCACGACGCCAGCUGCUCUUGUAUCACUGGACCGGAGGUGACAUUCGGCUGGCGUUCCACGAUUGCCACUGUCUGAAUGUGUUGUGUAUGUACGCACGUGUUCGUUUCACACAUGAAACGUGGUAGCUCCUUCAGUGUGGGAUCACCCUCCGUGAAGAACGAUCUGUUAGCAGCCGAGGUGAAGCAGUUACCAGAAUAGCUGAUGGUAACUUUCACGUUCAUAUUAUAACAAUCGGGUGCAGAGACGCCGCCAAAGUUCAUUUGAACCCGUGCUCCCCUUGGGGGUUGGUCGAGUACCUUCAGUUGAAAGUUGAUCGUGCGUGUCGCAGAAAAGCAGUUUUCUCAUGAGUGGGUAUGGUCCCCUUUUUAAAGACGAUAGGGACCCAAUAUUCAGGUUUUCGGGAUGGAACAUCAGGUAACAGUGUCUAUGCGUGCUGCUACUGAAUCGGAAAACGGUGCGGGGGAUCAGUUUAUUCCCCGUCUGUUAGCCUGCCUUGUAUGAACGACUUCAAUCAUUUUUGAAGCACUGUGCAUCGUGUUACAGAAAGGUUUAUUUCGAGGAAGUCGGUGUAACGGGUGGGUCCACGUGCCCAUGUUCUGAAUUGGAGUCGGUGGAAUAUGCUGAAUCUGCAGGUUUCCGAGUGCAGGUUUGAGGGAAGUCACACCGUUUUUCCGUUCCGUCUCGUUUGUGUCUACAGUAUCAUGCUGUUACCUAUACUGUGUGAUAUAUUACAGUCCAGCGUUUUCUCCUGGACGCGACGUGCCGUCAACACGCUGAUGCGGAAUCCACAAUUCUUCCAGAUAAUGCAUAUGUAUAUGAGGCGCCCGAGAAGUCGGUUGUUUCGCCCACAUUCGCUACGCAUCAUAAUAGAAGACGGGGUUACCACAAUCAUGCUUACUAUGGUAUACAGGGCACGUACUUCCAGUUUGGGGAGCAACACGCCGCAGAUGAGGCCGCAGGAUAAACGUGGAAUUUCGUUCAGCAAGCAUGAUGGGGCUUCGAAGCCAGUCUACACGUGAUCCUGAAGUUCCGUGGUAUUGGUGGACGGUACCUGUACGUAGUGAGUGCCACAAACGAACGUGAUUCCGCGUACCGUUUUUGCACGCUGCUAGACUCGUGAGCCACGUGCCUCUGUUGUUGGUUGCCCUUCGCGCGGUCGAUGAAAAUCAAAGGGCCAGAUGGAUUCGCUGAAGCGUGCUGACUACGUGAUAAUCAGCCCUGUUGCCAGAAUGACACAAAAACGUUGACAACAGGCGUAGUUCUCUGAAGCAAUCUGAGUUCAGCAGCAAGUUGAUCCGAGCGUGCGAGACAGCACCAGGACGAACACGUCAUCGAUUCAAACUUCGGGAGAGCGUAUGGCGCGCGGAAGCUAUCUGCAUGUUCCCUUCCACUCUCUAGUCUGGAUUCUCGGUCAUUUAGUCAAGAUAGAGCUUGAACGUCGCCA
Messenger RNA from Toxoplasma gondii ME49, 9740 nucleotides. RefSeq names its product pentatricopeptide repeat domain-containing protein. The coding region runs from base 2179 to 7893 and encodes 1904 amino acids. The transcript is spliced from 9 exons. The record is from RefSeq and is a predicted model, not a curated record. Gene Ontology annotation, molecular function: protein binding. Lineage: Eukaryota; Apicomplexa; Conoidasida; Eucoccidiorida; Sarcocystidae.